This is a messenger RNA of Phoenix dactylifera (date palm), 1886 nucleotides long. The record is from RefSeq and is a predicted model, not a curated record. NCBI's taxonomy places the organism in Eukaryota, Viridiplantae, Streptophyta, Magnoliopsida, Arecales, Arecaceae.
GGCCUGGAUAUUGAUGGUGACUGCCACAGAUGUGUUUGCUCAUCCCUGAACAAGCACUGUUCCCAGCUUCCAUCUCGUCUCAGGGUUUGUGUAGCAUUGCUUGUUCCAAAUUCCACAUUCUGUAGAGGAACCAGCCACAAACGGUCAAAUUCUAUUGUUAUAUCUGGCAUUCAGGUGGCUCCCAGCAGUCGCAAUCCCUGUUUGCCAUAGGAUUCUGACCAGGUGUUCUUUUGUUUCUCAUUUCAGCAAGAUUGUUCUCCCUAUAAAACACACCGCUAUAAUUUUGGCGUUCUCCAAGUCAUUGGCCUCAAAACUUUCCGGUAAAAUGAUGGUAACAGGAUAGGGAGAGGGACAAAAGCAAAAUUCUUUGCUUUCCUUUGCAGUCUUUGCAAGUUCCUUUUUGGUAGAUCUUUCACUAGCUGGUACUUCUGAUUCCAACCAACCCAGUUAGUGUUCCACUGUUUGGUGCCGCAAAUGGUAGCUGCCAUCAUGGGGUUUCUGCCUUCUCACUUAGGCUUCCUGCGCAAAUCGAGUUGCCCCAGUGGUAUCUGUGAUUCCAUGGUUUUGAAACAACGUAUCAGAAAUAGAAGGGUUGGCAUUUUUUGUAGGCAGCAGAUGUUGCCCACAAACUGUUUGUAUCAUGGUCAGAAGGACACUGGUUCUCUGAAGGUCUAUGUCAUCUCGGACUUGCAUACGGACUAUGCAGAGAACAUGGCAUGGGUUAGGCGCUUGUCAACUGUGUGGUACAGGAAUGAUAUCCUCAUUGUUGCUGGGGAUGUUGCGGAAACAUACAAGAACUUUGUGGUCACCAUGUCUGAGUUGAAGCAUAGGUUCGGUAGUGUCUUCUAUGUGCCUGGGAACCAUGACCUCUGGUGCCGAAGGGAAGGAGGGAACUAUAUUAAUUCACUGGAGAAGUUGAGAGCCUUGCUUGAUGUAUGUGCUGAACUAGGAGUAGAAACCAGCCCAAGAAAUGUCAAUGGUUUGGGAAUUAUUCCUUUAUUCUCGUGGUACCACAAGAGUUUUGAUAGAGAGAAGGAUGUAACUGGUGUUCGGAUCCCUUCACUUGAGAUGGCUUGCAAGGAUUUUCAUGCAUGCACAUGGCCCCCGGAAUUAUCAAACAGUGAUGUAGCUCUUGCUCAUCACUUUGAUAUGAUGAAUGAGAAGAACAAUAGUGCCAUCGAUGAAGUCCAUAAGACCAAUUUCCAUAUAAUAACAUUCUCACACUUUCUUCCAAGGCAAGACUUAUGUCCAGAGAAAAGGAUGCUUUUUUACCCAAACCUUCCAAAGAUAAUAGGCUCAGACUUUCUGGAGGCCAGAUUGAGGUCUAUACACAGUAAAAAUGGAAACGGAUCAGCUUGUCAUGUCUUUGGCCAUACACACUUCUGUUGGGAUGCUGUGCUUGAUGGUAUUAGGUAUGUCCAGGCUCCUUUGGCUUAUCCUAGAGAAAGGAAAAGGAGGAUGAAUGGUGGUGAAAAUUGGCUGCCAUUUUGCAUCUAUCAUAAAGGAUUCACCAAUAAAGUAUCACCUUCCUACUGGUCUGAGUACUACUCCAAAAACAAAAGAGAACCUGAUAAUACUGAUCUUGCACCAUGGGUUGCCAGAUUUUAUACAAGGUAGCCCAAACCCCUUUUUCUCUCAUUAUUCAUUCUUUGUGUUGUACAAUUAUGUAACCUGCAAAUGUAAAAUAAGAUUUAGCAAAUGACAAUUGAGGGUGGCAAACCCAACGCUAUUAAAUAUAUUAAGAAAGCUACAUUCAUUUUUCUCAUUGUUUCUUCUGAAUAUAUUGUCGUUACUUUGUAAUGUAUGGAAGCAGAUUGUUUUUCUCCAUGCAAUUAAUAAUGGUGAUUCUGAAGGAAUGAAACUUGAAAUAAAGUACUUCUUCUUUU